AGAGAGCGUAACAAUGCUAGAUAUAUUCAAACAAGCUCUACGGUAUGAUCCAACAUCGAAUCCACUGAAGCAUUUGAUGGUUCUGCAUCGCAUUAUCGGUUUCAAUCUAAGCAGCCCGCUGGCGAACAGAGUUUCACGUCUUUCCAUGAUCCUAGCUGGAAUGCAUGCUCUGUGCUUCGUCUACCGUGUUUACAUGGUCGCGAAGAAGGACCUGGGAUUUGAGUACUACAUAGCAGCGCUGAACGUCGUGGGAGGAUACAUUUUCGCUGUGAUUCGUAUGACGGGAUUUGCAUGGAAUUACGAUGGUUUCCGAGGAAUUUGUCGCUUCUUGCAAGAUCACACGUUCCAGAGACACGACUUGAGAGCACAGCGUCUUCGCGAACAAUGUUACAAGAACAACCAGAAAUUUACCAUUGGCAUGUUAGUGGCUUCGGUCCAUGCGAUCAUGUUUUUCAUCUUAACCGACUAUCGCACUACGGAUCAAUAUGAAAUACCGUUCGAGUUGAGCUUUCUACAUCCUGCGAUCAAGUCCAUCUUCAAUGCACUCUUCGGAUUAUACCUCUACGUAAUAGCAUCGUACUUCUGGAUCCCGUUCAUAACUAUUCGCGUUGUCAUUCAUACAUUAUGCGUGGAAUUGGAGAUCGCCAACGAAGCUUUCGGGAAACUGUUUACAGUAGCCUGCGAUCGUACCGACUUACUCAUGACUCACCACAGCGCCAGCUCGUCGCGAUCUCAACAACUCACGGAUCAACUCAGAGCUGAUCUAUUUUGGCUGAGCGUACGCAGUGAGUUACGAGAGCUCGUCGAUCACCACCGGGAGCUGUUGAUCAACGUCGAUCGUCUGUGUCAACUGGCUGCCAUGCCGUUCCUCUCGGAAACCAUGUCCUGCAUCCUGAUUUCAUCGAUCUCGGUAUUCUUUCUGUUGAACGGAGAAAGUCUUAGCCUGGUGGCCAUUUCGUGCGUCCUCAUGUUCGAGAGUUUCUACGCCAGCUCGUUGGUGGAGGCGUUGCAGGAUGUCCACGGAGAGAUGGGUACCGUGAUCUACGCGCUCGCAUGGCCUACCGAGAUGCGGUACGAUCGCAGGAAUCAUUGUCACUACAAGUACGUCAGCAGGGUGCUGCAGGUUGUGCUGAUGCGGUCGCAGCGUAGAUUGCGCUUCCACUGCGGUGGACUGUUCGAGAUGUCCCGGGGAACGUUCACCUUCACGGUGAAGACUUGCUACACGAUGUUGACCUUCCUGUUGCGAAUGCAGGACGUCUAGAGUGUACAAAUUAAUGCUUAAUUCACGUUGAGUACCCAACGAGGUAUAGUUAACCUAUGUACUAGUACAUUCACAAUGCAUAACUAGUAAUGUGACGUUAGCAUUUUGUUGAUGGAAUUAGAUCUUUCUCGUCAGAACCACCGUGUUUUAC
This is a messenger RNA of Aedes albopictus (Asian tiger mosquito), 1412 nucleotides long. RefSeq lists its product as uncharacterized. The coding region runs from base 14 to 1261 and encodes 415 amino acids. The record is from RefSeq and is a predicted model, not a curated record. The transcript is spliced from 2 exons. Gene Ontology annotation, molecular function: olfactory receptor activity; odorant binding. NCBI's taxonomy places the organism in Eukaryota, Metazoa, Arthropoda, Insecta, Diptera, Culicidae. Gene Ontology annotation, cellular component: plasma membrane. Gene Ontology annotation, biological process: detection of chemical stimulus involved in sensory perception of smell; sensory perception of smell.